Molecule: messenger RNA, 1021 nt
Organism: Vigna angularis (adzuki bean)
Lineage: Eukaryota; Viridiplantae; Streptophyta; Magnoliopsida; Fabales; Fabaceae
Product: septum-promoting GTP-binding protein 1
Exons: 6
Coding region: 100-939 (279 amino acids)
Molecular function (GO): GTPase activity; GTP binding
Source: RefSeq, a predicted model, not a curated record
CAAGAAUUUAUGCUUCGUUGAUGGGACCAAAGUAAAGCGAUGAAGUAAUGAGCAUAGAGAAAAGGUAGCAGAAGAAGAAGAAACAGACACCAGUCUUCCAUGGCCAAAAUCAUUGGCAAGAGCAGAAGAAGAACAACUCAAGUAUGUCACAGAAUGGUUCAUCAUGUCAACCUUAACUGCAACCUGUUCCAUAGGGUGUCCUUUCUUGGUCGUUUCAUCUGGGACAGGAUCUUUCUCUGCUGUCUUGGAAGGCCUUCACCUGCCCCUUACCUCAGACUGCCCCUCCGUAGCGUCCCUUCCACGGCCACCGUGCACGGUGGCUCCUCCCUGCAUGGACACCCCAUCACCACCCCAUGUGACUCUGACUCUGAUUUGGUCAACCUCAAGAUCAGUUUGCUUGGUGAUUGCCAUAUUGGAAAAACCAGUUUUGUGAUCAAGUAUGUGGGGGAUGAGCAAGAAAAGAGGAGCUUGCAGAUGAAGGGACUUAAUCUGAUGGACAAAACAUUAUCAGUUCAAGGAGCAAGAAUUUCUUUUAGUAUUUGGGAUGUUGCAGGUGACACAGGUUCUCUUCAUCAAAUUCCAAUGGCUUGCAAAGAUUCAGUUGCAAUUUUGAUCAUGUUUGAUCUCACCAAUCGUUGUACACUGAACAGUGUUGUGGGGUGGUACAGUAAGGCAAGAAAGUGGAACCAGACUGCAAUUCCCAUUCUGAUAGGAACCAAAUUUGAUGACUUUGUUAGACUUCCUCCUGAUGUGCAAUGGACAAUUGUAACACAGGCAAGGGCAUAUGCAAGGACAAUGAAAGCUACGCUUUUUUUCUCAAGUGCAACCCACAAUAUAAAUGUGAACAAAAUCUUCAAGUUUAUCAUGGCCAAACUCUUUAACUUGCCAUGGAAAUUGGAACGAAAUCUGACACUAGGAGAGCCCACUAUUGACUUUUGAUAUGUAUUUCACAUUUAUAUGUAAAUAGCAGGACAGCGAAAACAACAUUUUAAAGGAAAAAAAAACAUUCAUAUUGACUAAA